Messenger RNA from Neohortaea acidophila, 1509 nucleotides. RefSeq names its product salicylate hydroxylase. The record is from RefSeq and is a predicted model, not a curated record. NCBI's taxonomy places the organism in Eukaryota, Fungi, Ascomycota, Dothideomycetes, Mycosphaerellales, Teratosphaeriaceae. The transcript is spliced from 2 exons. Bases 151 to 1461 code for a protein of 436 amino acids. Gene Ontology annotation, molecular function: oxidoreductase activity; FAD binding. Gene Ontology annotation, biological process: secondary metabolite biosynthetic process.
CUCGUCAUUAACAGCAAGUCUCGACCUUCCGUUCAGGAUAUAAUACUGUAAGCAUAGCAUAGACGACGAAGAAUGGAGGUACGCAACACGAACCGUCCCUCUCGCGUCGCCUAACAAGCCACACCACAUCCUCUCUCGUGGCCGAGCAACAUGUCCGCCCCGAAGAAGCAAGACAUCGACUACGCCAUCAUCGGCGGCGGCAUCACUGGCCUCACCCUAGCCAUUGCCCUCACCCACCGCGGCCUGACCGUCAAACUCUACGAACAGGCGCCCUCCUUCGCCGAGAUAGGCGCGGGCGUCUCCUUCUCCCCCAAUGCCGUGCAGGCGAUGAAGAUCUGCCACCCGGCCAUCAACGAUGCUUUCGAGCGCGUGCGCACGCGCAACAUCUGGGAGUCGAAGCAGGACGUGUGGUUUGAUUAUUACGACGGCUAUCACGACACAGGCGGGCCGCCGGAGAAGCCUGCCUUCACCAUUCGGAAUAGUACCGGGCAGGCGGGCGUGCAUCGCGCACAUUUCCUCGACGAGCUGAUUAAGAUUCUGCCUCCGGAUGUUGCUGUGUUCGGGAAACGACUUGAUUCCGUCUCGCAUGACGAUCGUGUCGACGGAUUGUACACGCUCAAGUUCGCGGACGGGUCUACUGCUGCCGCACAUGCUGUUCUCGGCUGCGACGGCAUCAAGUCCCGUGUCCGCUCCAUUCUCUUUGGCGCAGACCACCCGUGCGCCGCUCCGACGUAUACGCACAAGUAUGCCUACCGGGCACUCGUGCCCAUGAAGGACGCCAUUGCGGUGUUGGGCGAGGAGAUGGCGCAGAACGCUUGCAUGCACAUGGGGAAGGGAGGGCACGUGCUGACGUUCAACAUCAAUCAUGGCCAAGUCAUGAAUGUCGUUGCAUUCCAUACGACAGAGAAGGAGUGGCCAGAUAGCACGCGGCUGGCGACUUCUGCAAAGCGAGAGGAUGCGUUGCGCGACUUUGCAGAUUUUGCGCCGUACUUGAAGAAGCUGUUGCAUCUGGCGAAGCCGGAAUUGGAUAUUUGGGCCAUUUUCCACCUAGGCGACAAUCCAGCGCCAGCAUUUGCCAAAGACCGCGUGUGUAUCAUCGGCGACGCAGCACACGCCAGCUCGCCGCACCACGGCGCAGGAGCGGGCAUGGGAAUCGAAGACUGCGCCGUGCUGUCCAGUCUCCUGGCGGAGGAAAGCGUCGUCAGCAGCGCGCACGUUGCCCACGCUCUCAGCGUGUUCGAUCGCGUGCGGAGAGAGCGAGGGCAGUGGCUGGUGCAGAGUAGUCAACAUAUCGGCAAUUGCUAUGAGUGGUUGGCCGAGGGGGUGGGAGAUGAUCUGGAGAAGGUGGAGGCGGAGAUCAAUCUUCGGAAUGGCAUGAUUGCAGAUGUGGAUGUGGCGGGCAUGUGUGAUGAUGUGGUUUCGCAGUUGCAUCGGCAGUUGUCACGAGCUAAUUUGUCGUAGUUGACUUGAUGUCGAUGGAGUAGUAUAUUGAUGUUGCAAAAUCAACAA